Messenger RNA from Gymnodraco acuticeps, 2148 nucleotides. RefSeq lists its product as uncharacterized. The record is from RefSeq and is a predicted model, not a curated record. NCBI's taxonomy places the organism in Eukaryota, Metazoa, Chordata, Actinopteri, Perciformes, Bathydraconidae. Bases 1 to 2148 code for a protein of 715 amino acids. The transcript is spliced from 4 exons.
AUGUCUAAUUCAGACUCCUCAGAGGACUUACUUUUUUCGAAGGAUCUCGAUCCCGUCUCCGAUACCCUUUCAGAGGAAGCAUCCAACUCUGUAAAUCACCGUCGCUCCAGCUCUCGUCUGAGCGCCCGCAGCGGCUCUCGCUCAGCAGAGGCAGAAUUCCUCGUCGCCCACCUCAAGAAGCAGGGCAUCACACCAGCCCCAGAUCUCCUGCUUUCUCAGCUCCGUGAGCAGUCGGACCAAGCCUCCGGCGCGGUCUCCCAGCCCAGGCCAGCAGCCCCAGCCAGCCCCCCCGGAAGAGGGCGAGGGCGCGCUCGCGGGGGCAAAAGGCCUAAAAAAGCGAGUCCUCCAGGAGCUCACUCGGCCAAAAAAUCCUCCACUCCUCAGGCUCACUCCAGCGGUGCUCAGCAGCCCAGCACCGCUCAGCCCGGGAGCUCCGGCACUCAGCCCCCCUUCGACGGCAGACUAGCCAACACUCUGCAAUCUUUGGCAAGUUCCAUGCUGUUAAUAGACGCUCGCCUUCAGUCCAUGGAGAGAGGUCAGGCCGGAGCUUCAACCUCUUCGGCGGCCCCGCUGGGUCAGGAUUUUACAUCUGGCUCGGUAGCUCCAUCUUACUCUCUGGCUUCCGCCCUCCCGGCUCCUCCCUCAGGUAGGCCCUACAUCCCCCAAGCCGCUAACAUCUCCUCACGGCUCCGGGCAAAAAUCCUAGACGGGAAAGACAUUAAUUUGGUCAGCCUCAUCCUGCCUUCCCCGGAGUGCGACAAAGCCAUCGCCACAGGAGGAAGCAUUACUGCGUACUUGCAGGGAGGCCCACCCGAGGGCUCUCUCAAGGGUUCAGGUGUUCCGGACAAGCCCAAUAGGGGUCGCUACACGGUCGAUCUGUCCGCUCCUCGCGCUGGGCCGUUCUGCAGCAUCAAUAGCCUUAUUCCCCCCGAGUAUUUUUCACUUCACUACGCUUCAGUCGAUAAUGCCAUCAAGCUCAUCAAAUUCGCAGGGCAAGGAGCGUGGCUCUCCAAAGCAGAUAUCACCGACGCAUUCAAAAUCAUUCCCAUUCACCCAUCUCAGUGGCACAUGUUCGGUAUCAGGUGGGAGUCCAAAUUCUACUUCGCUGUCCGUCUAACCUUCGGGUGCAGAAGUAGCCCUUGUAUCUUUAAUUCUUUUUCCGAAGCCCUCUGCUGGAUCCUCCUGAACAUCGUCAGAAUCCCCUCCGUUCUUCACUUAUUGGACGAUUUCCUCCUCAUAGAUCCCCCUCGGGACAACUCAGGCGACUCUCUAGCAAAACUCAAAACAUGCUUUCAGGAGUUAGGCGUUCCCCUCUCAGAAGAGAAAACGCUAGGUCCCAACACAUGCCUGGAGUUUCUGGGCAUUACACUCGACUCCGUAGACAUGGAAGCGUCUCUCCCCACGGACAAACUGCAGCGCAUUCGCGACAUCUCAAAAGCCUUCUGCGAGCAACAAGUUAUCACCAAGCAGCAGCUGCUCUCCCUGCUCGGGCACCUCAAUUUCGCCAUGCGUAUCAUCCCUCAGGGGCGCUCUUUUAUCUCCCGGCUCCUGGAUACAGCGUCGGCUGCAGAAAACCUCCAUGACCACGUCUUUCUAGAUGAAGGCUGCCGCUCAGACCUACGGUUUUGGUCCCUCCUGCUCGUACACUGGAAUGGCGUUACCUUCUUCUACGACGACCUCGUGUACUCCUCCGACUCCAUGAGAUUCUUCACAGACGCUGCCCCAUCCGUGGGUUUUGGGUUUUUUUUUCAGGGAGAGUGGUUCGCAGGCUCGUGGCCUCCGUCAUUUCCCAGCCAUGCCUCUUCCUCCGCUCUGCAUGAGAUCUUUCCGAUCGCUGUCGCCUGCCACGUGUGGGGUCACCUCUGGCCCCGGAAGCGGAUCUCAGUACUCUGUGACAACCAAUCAGUGGUCGGGAUUAUUAACAAAGCACGCUCCCCGUGCCGUGACAUUAUGCCGUUCAUGAGAAGCAUCACGUGGUCUUCCAUCACCCACAACUUCCUCAUCUCCGCUCGUCAUGUUCCCGGCCACCUUAAGUCAGUGGCUGAUUCCCUCUCUCGCUUCCAAUUCCAGACGUUCCGGAACCUCUGCCCAGGAGCCAGCGCUCAACCCGUCAGGAUUCCUCCCCUGCAUCUCCUCUCUCUCUCCUAA